GGUAAAAACGAAAAAGGUUAUCGAGAAAUUUGACAAAGAAAAAUUAUAAAAGGCUGUCCCUGUUGUGUUCUAAGAAAUUUUUUCUUGCGAGCAAUUUCACCAGCUUUUUCUCUCCAAGAAAAUUUUCAUCGGCUGUGGUUCAGGAUAAUCAGUGACUGUAUGUGUAUAAUGUGGGUGUCUCUUGGACCAUGCGACUUAACAAAUUUAUUGGAAUGUUGAUAAACUGGACAGAUUCUGCUGAGCAAUGGGGAAAAGGAAGUCAAGGGCAAAGCCUCCUCCAAAGAAGCGAAUGGAUAAGCUUGAUACUGUUUUCAGCUGUCCCUUUUGCAACCAUGGAACCAGUGUCGAAUGCCGCAUUGAUAUGAAGAACUUGAUUGGUGAGGCUGUAUGUAGGAUCUGCCAAGAGAGUUUUAGCACAACUAUCACAGCUCUGACUGAAGCCAUAGACAUAUAUAGUGAAUGGAUUGAUGAAUGUGAGCGGGUCAACACCCUUGAAGAUGAUGGUGCUUAGUAUGGAAACAUAUAAGACGGUUUUCUUUCUGGAAUGGGAAAGCCAAAGGGGGGUGCCAUUCAAAUCCAAGUCAACAGUCCAAAGUCUCAGAAAACUUUAUUAUGUUUUUAGACCUGUUGUAGAACCCGCAUAGUUAUAUUUUGGAUUGUAGGUGUGGUAAAGAUGUGUAUGUAACGUGUUACUUAAUCUGGAUGUCUUAAGAAUUCCGAAACUUUCAAACUAUGUUGCUUGUGUUGAUAUAUUUUGGUAACUGGUAAGAAAUACAAUAUGUUUUAUUUCUAUAGGAAA
Messenger RNA from Ziziphus jujuba (common jujube), 799 nucleotides. RefSeq names its product transcription elongation factor 1 homolog. Gene Ontology annotation, cellular component: transcription elongation factor complex. The transcript has 5 exons. Lineage: Eukaryota; Viridiplantae; Streptophyta; Magnoliopsida; Rosales; Rhamnaceae. Gene Ontology annotation, biological process: transcription elongation by RNA polymerase II. Gene Ontology annotation, molecular function: RNA polymerase II complex binding. Bases 245 to 511 code for a protein of 88 amino acids. The record is from RefSeq and is a predicted model, not a curated record.